Messenger RNA from Brachypodium distachyon (stiff brome), 2630 nucleotides. RefSeq lists its product as uncharacterized. The coding region runs from base 66 to 2420 and encodes 784 amino acids. The record is from RefSeq and is a predicted model, not a curated record. Lineage: Eukaryota; Viridiplantae; Streptophyta; Magnoliopsida; Poales; Poaceae. The transcript is spliced from 3 exons.
CCUGGAACGAAAAGACAGUCAGUCCUCUGCAGAACUCCCACAGUUACCAGUAGUCGUGCGACGCGAUGGAGUCCGCCUCGGGGCGAUCCGCCGCCGCGUCCAAACCCCAAUCCCUUUCCCCUUCUCCUCCGACGGCGCAGCCCGAUCCCGACGCCGACCGCCCCCCGAAGGCGAUGACGACGGCGGAGGUAGAGGCGGUCAUCGCCGCGCUCCCGGCCAAGAAGGACGCCCUGCGCGAGGCCUUCCACCGCCUCGUCGCCUGCUCCCCCUUCCCGCUCCCCUUCACGUGGGACGACCUCGACGCCCACAUCUCCUCCCUCCAGUCCGCCAUCGCCCUCCGCUCUCUCCAGCUACGGGUCCUCGAUGCGGCCCGCCCCGUUUCCGCACCCGCCACCAUUGGCGGCGACGAGAAGGGCAAGAAUCAAGGAGAGGACGAGACCAGCGAGGAGGAAGAGGAGGAGUUAGUCGAAGAGGAGGUGCAGGAGACUGGGGAGGACGAAGAGGAUGAUGAUGAAAAGGACGAUGAGGAAAAGGAGGAGGUGGUCGAAGAAGAGUAUGAGGAAGUGGAGGUGGUAGAAGAGUACGAGGAAGAGGUGGAGGAGUAUGAGGAAGUGGAGGUGGAAGAAGAGUAUGAGGAAGUGGAGGUGGUAGAAGAGUACGAGGAAGAGGUGGAGGUGGAAGAAGAGUAUGAGGAAGUGGAGGUGGAAGAAGAGUAUGAGGAAGAGGAGGUGGAAGAAGAGGAGGAGGUGAUGGAUGCCAACAAUGCAGCUGACAAGGAGAAGAAUGCCGACACGGAGAUGCAGGAAGAGGAGGAGGUGAUGGAUGCCAACAAAGCAGCUGACAAGGAGAAGAAUGCCGACACGGAGAUGCAGGAAGAGGAGGAGGUGAAGAUGGAAGAGCAGGAGGAAUUGAAGGUCAUCGAAGAGGUUGAUGACAAGGAGCAGAAGAAUGGUAAUGUAGGGAAAGGUAAAGAGGAGCAGGAGUCUGGCGAGGAGAUGGGGAAGGCAGUAGAGGAGCAGCAGGAGGCCAAGAAGGUGUCACGGGAACAGUACAUUAAGGAGCAGACGGGGGAGCCCAAGAUUGUUUCUUCGAAAGAGGCAGAUCUGCCUCUUCAAGGCGUCGAUAAGGAUCUCAUGGCGGCAUGCGCUACAAUGGAUUCCACAAGUCUGGUGGAGUUUGUGUGCAAAAUUGGCAGGCGGCAAGAGUACCAUCUGGCUAUGCGCCACGCCCAAGAUGCUGCUGCUCUUGCCCUUCGUGUUGUCAGGGGCUUUCUGCUAAAAAAACAGACAAAGAACAACAAUGUCUGGGAGAACUGUGUUCAGCUGAUCCGGUGUGUCCCUGAGCAGUCUCCCGAGUUUUCCAUGUCCACGAUAGAGCAGGCGAAGCAGCUUGCAAAGGACUGGAAGAAUAUGAUUGAUAAGCCGGAGAAUUGUGGGGAUCUUGGCAUACUGGCCUCAUGGGCCCUCCUUUACUUUCUCAUAUCUUACAACAUUGUGUCAGAGUUUGGCGUUGAUGAGAUCAUCCGUCUCUUUGGCACUGUCCCCCGCAAGUAUCAGAGGAGGAAGUGCUUCGAGCUCUGCAAGGAUCUUGGUCUGGUUAGUAGGAUCAGUGACUUAAUUGGUUACUUGAUUGCAAAUGGACAACAGUUGAGUGUCAUACAACUGGUACAUGCUCUUGAUUUGGUGGACGAAUAUCCUCCUCUUCCUCUUCUGGAGGGAUAUGUUGAAAAGGCAAAAGGGACUGCGCUAGAGCUACUUAGCAAGAAUGCAUCACACAAGAAUCCGGCUGUAUCAAAGGAGAUUCAGAGUCUACGGGUGGCGCAUACUAUGCUUAAGCAACACACUGAUUCUAGCCAAUCGGUUGCUAUCUUGGCAGAAAUUGAUAGCUUGUUAGCUGGAUAUGCAAAUAAGCGUAGUUUAAUAAAUGCCUCUACUGCCUUGACAUCAAAUUCAUGGCAGCAGAAAGAAACUCAACAGAAGCAGCGGCAGGAACAAAAGCCAUGUGACGAGGGGAUGAAGCAAAACCAGGAAAACAAGAAGCGCAAAAACGAGAAGCAACAUGAGGGACAAGAUAGCCAGCUGCAGGGAAAGAAAGAAAAGCUGCAAAGGAAGCAGGAACAGCGUAAACAACAUAAGCUGCAAGAAAAUAAGGGGCAACAGCCACAUAAACCUAGGACACAACAGAGGCAGAGGCAGAGACAGCCGCAGCCGCAGCACUUAUACCAGCCAAGGCCAUGGGUUAGCGCCCCAGGUGUUCUGCAGCCUGUGGUUCCACAUGUGGCACAGUUUGGCCCCAUUGGUUAUGGACCAGCUGUAAUGCCUGGAGUUCAAGAUGCUCCAUUUCCUGUGAAUUUCGGAGUUCAGUUUAAUCCUUACCAGCUAAAUCCUAUAUACCACUAUCCGGCAUUCUAUCCCAGAUAGCACUUACAAGUCAGUUGUAGGAACUCAAACUCCCGAAAUAUUUUUUCUUUAUUAUGAUGCUACAGUAAUUUUUUCCCCUGAAUGUGUUUUUGACAAGCAUGAAUAGACCCCAUGAUUAUCUCGUGAUACUGUUUGUACAAUAUAUAGAGAGACAUGUUUUGCCCUACUGUGAAUCAAGUAUGGCUUGUUCGAGGUUACAGGCUUUCUAUU